This is a messenger RNA of Drosophila takahashii, 495 nucleotides long. The record is from RefSeq and is a predicted model, not a curated record. NCBI's taxonomy places the organism in Eukaryota, Metazoa, Arthropoda, Insecta, Diptera, Drosophilidae.
AUGGGUCGCGAUAACGUGUACCAAUUGAUUUACGCAACUGCCCUUCUUACGACGAUUAUGGUGGCUCCAUUAGUUACUCUACAGACGCACCUGUGGGACAAUAAAUUGCCCACAGCAAGUUUCUUCUACCCGGACGUCGUGUUCACCGCUUUCGUGUCCCUGGGGCUCACCGCCUUGGCGAUGUUACCCUACAUGAUGAUCCCGUCGCACUGGCUAACGAAGCAUCCCAAGAAGUUCUUCCUGGCAAUGCUGCCCUGGAUCCUGGUGUGCUGCAUCAAGUUCUGGAGCAAUAUGAACCUCCAGCUGACGGCGAUCUUCCACGUGUCGAGUGGUGACAACCCGAAAAUCUUGAUCUUCGCUUUGAUCGCCUACUGUGCCAUUUUCAGCUUGGCCCUGGAACAGAUGCUCCACUGGAGCGUCAUCUACCAUCUGAUGACCGAGGACAUCACCACGACCGUCUCCAGCGUUCGCAGGCCGUGGCGAACUAGUGAAUGA